UUUAGGUUAUUAUGAAAGGAAGAUAGAGACAGAGAGUGAGGAAGAGAUCCCGUGUCGUACAGACGACACAUCCUUAUUGCGAAAGGGGGCUGCAAAGCUCGGUCAAGAGAAAAAAAAAAAUCUUGCAACGUUAGAAAAGCCAAGUCUCUGUUAUUGACGCAGGGCGUUUGAGGCGCGCAGCAUCCGUCCAGCAUCAGCAGCAUCACUGAAGGAGGCAGAGACACUGCGAGCACGUCCUCAUUCAUAGCUGCUCUUUCAAAGGAGCCAACAGGCCUCCAUUGCUUAUCUAGGUGUGGUUGAAGUAGCAGGAUGACGAGUCUGUUGUGUCUGCUGUCUCUCAGCUCUCUGGCUCUGAGCUACGCACAGGGUGGGGAUGUGUGUGUGUCGGGUCACAACAGUGGGCCAGUGUUUGAGGAGCAGCCGUCUAGUCUGAUCUACCCAGAGGGGAUGCCAGAAGGCAAGGUGACCCUGAGCUGCCAGGCUCGCGCCAGCCCUGCUGCUGUGUACAGGUGGCGUGUGAAUGGCACAGAUGUAGCUGUCGGAGAGGAUUCACACUAUGUGCUGGUCGCGGGAAACCUUGUGAUCAAUAACCCGCAACAUGGGCAAGAUGGUGGGUCGUACCAGUGUCUCGCCAUCAACCGCUGUGGCACCAUUGUUAGCCGUGUUGCUAACCUCAAGUUUGGCUACCUCCGUGAUUUCCCCCCUGAGAGUAGAAGCCCUCAGACUGUCCAUGAGGGCACUGGAACCUUUCUUGCCUGUCAACCACCUGCUCAUUACCCAGCUUUGUCCUACCGCUGGUUCAUCAAUGAAUUUCCCAACUUCAUCCAGCCAGAGGGGGGCAGAUGGUUUGUGUCGCAGGUGACUGGUAACUUAUACCUAGCUAAUGCAAGAGCCAAUGACACGGCCAACUACUUCUGCUUCACCACUAUCAACAUGGACAUCAGUACCAAGAGCAUCUUCAGCAAAGCCAUCCAGCUCACCGUUUACCCUGACGUGAACUUAAGAAAAUCUGCCCCAAACAUUCGAGUGCGUUUUCCCGCUGAGACAUAUGCAUUAGCAGGACAGACCACACAGUUGGAAUGCUUUGCCUAUGGCAAUCCCAUUCCUAAAACCCGCUGGAGGAAGUUGGAUGGGGUUUUAUCCCCUAAGGUUGGAGCCAGUGCAGAAGGACCCACCCUGAUUAUUCCUGAACUGAACUUUGAUGAUGAGGGCAUGUAUGAAUGCGAGGUUUAUAACUCAGAGGGCCGGGAGACACAUCAGGGACGAAUCUCUGUGCAGGCCCAGCCGGAGUGGCUGCAGGUAAUGAGUGACUCUGAGGUGGAGAUCAGUUCUGAGCUGCAGUGGAGCUGCGCCGCUGCGGGAAAACCAAGACCCACCAUCCGCUGGCUCCGUAACGGACAGCCACUCAGCACACAGGACCGUGUGGAAGUCAAUAAUGGGCGACUGAGGAUCAGUAACCUUGCCCUGGAGGAUUCAGGGAUGUAUCAGUGUGUGGCCGAAAACAAACACGGCACAAUUUACUCAAACGCUGAGCUCCGCGUUCAAGUCCAGGCUCCAGACUUCAGGUUAAAUCCAGUGCGUAAGCUAGUCCCUGCUGCCCGUGGAGGACAGGUUAAAAUGGAGUGUAAACCUCGAGCGGCGCCAAAACCCACUCUCUUCUGGAGCCGUGGCACAGAGCUUCUGACCAAUAGGAGCAGGAUAACAGUCACUCCAGAUGGGAUUCUGUGGAUCUUCAACAUUAGUCGGGCAGAUGAGGGGAAGUACACAUGCUUUGCAGAAAACUUUCUGGGCAAAGCCAACAGCACAGGACAUCUGUCUGUCAGAGAUGCCACAAAAAUCACAUUAGCGCCCUCUAAUGCUGACAUCAAUCAAGGUGAAAAUGCCACCCUGCAAUGCCACGCAUCACAUGACCCUACUAUGGACCUCACCUUCACCUGGUAUCUCAAUGGGGUUCUGUUGGAUCUGGAGGUACCAAAUGGACACUAUCGUCGCAUGGAGGGGAAAGAGACAAUUGGUGACCUGGUAAUAGUCAACGGGCAGCUCAGUCAUGCUGGCACAUACACCUGCACAGCCCAGACGGUGGUGGACAGCGCAGUGGCUUCAGCCAAGCUGGUUGUGAGGGGCCCACCAGGUCCUCCUGGAGGUUUAGUGGUGACAAGUUUCAAUGACACAUCUGUUGAGUUAAGAUGGAGCCGUGGAUAUGACAACCAUAGUCCCAUUGGCAAAUAUGUCAUCAUUGGCCGCACUGCGAAGACUCAUGACUGGAAGAGGAUGAGGACAGACCCAACAAGCAUAGAAGGAAAUGCUGAGGCUGCACGUGUGACAGAUCUUCGACCCUGGAUGGAUUAUGAGUUCCAGGUCAUUGCCAGCAACAUCCUGGGUAGUGGAGAACCAAGCAUGCCCUCCCAGACAGUCCGAACCAAACAAGCAGCGCCAACCGUGGCACCCAGCGGACUUGGUGGAGGUGGAGGAAACCGUAAUGAACUUAUCAUAACAUGGACACCCAUGGCGAGGGAGUAUCAGAAUGGAGAUGGCUUUGGUUAUAUCCUGGCCUUCAGAAUACAAGGCGUGCCCACGUGGACGGUGGUAAGAGUGCCACACGUGGAGUCUUCACGAUAUGUCUACAGCAAUGAGAGUCUGUCCGCCUACUGUCCCUUUGAGGUCAGAAUCAAGGCCUACAACAAGAAAGGAGAAGGUCCCUUCAGCCAGAUUGCUGUAGUGCACUCUGCGGAAGAGGAACCUACCGUGUCCCCAAGAAGGAUUAACGCCACUGCACUGACCGCUUUUGAAAUUCAGGUGUCCUGGGACCCCAUUCAGCAUUUUAACAUUAAUGGAGUUCUUCGGGGUUAUGAGAUCCGUUACUGGCGGCAACAUGAACGGGAAGCAGCAGCAGACCGGGUGAGAACGGCAGGACUUGAAAACACAGCUCGGGUGACGGGCCUGAGACCUAAUACUCUCUAUCACAUCACCGUACUGGCCUACAACAGUGCUGGCACCGGCCCACCCUCCCCAAGAACCACAGUCAUCACCAAAAAACCCCCCCCUAACCGUCCUCCGGGUAAUGUCUCAUGGAAGGUUGAUGGUUCUUUGGUUACUGUGAGAUGGGAUCAUGUUAAAUCCUUGGACAAUGAGUCUGCUGUGCUGGGCUACAAAGUCCUGUACAAGCAUGAAGGAAAGUCUGCUUUGAAGAUACUGGAGAAAGGCAAAACAUCCAUCAGUCUCCCACUACCGAAGGACAAUGGUUAUGUGGUUCUUGAGAUCCGCUCUUGGGGAGAUGGUGGAGAUGGAGCAGCCCAUGAGACCAUUGUGUCUCGAGACUCAGGAACUGGAAUGAUGGUCCAGAACACAGCUGCCACUUUUGAGCCCCUCUCCGCAUCAAUUCUGGGGUUGACUGCACUCAUUCUCAUUGGCUUGUUAGGACUGUGAUUUAAGCCAAUGACUAGGCAUUUCCCAAAAAUAUUACAGAUAAUUGAGCAGGUUUUCCUCAAAAGAGGCAGGGCUGUGGGGGGUGGGAUUUUUUUGAUGAGAGGGAUUUUAAUGGUUGAGUAGCGAAACAAGAGUGAAAGUCAUUCAAUUAUUUUGUAUAAAAAGGCUUUUUUACAAGGAUGAUUGGUUGUAGAAUACAAGCGAGUCUUUGAGACAUUUUGAUUGUGUUAUAAGUUUUAUCACAAGAAGCUUGCCUUAUGGAAACUCAAACUUAAGCAGUGGUUAUGUCAGCAAUCGGUUAGUUGCCACUUCUUGAACAUGGUUAGCCUCAACCAUGUCACACAGACAAACAACAUGGUCAAGAUUUGAUUUCCCUAAUUGGUGUAAAUACACAUGUGUACUGGUGAAAUUUCCAUACUGGACAAAAACGCAAAUAUCCUUUUUUUUAAACGUUGUUGCUACUUCAUUACAGUAUGUGGACUGCAAAAUGAUCCAAAUGAAUGUUUACUUUUUUAUUGUUUUAUUUAUUAUUUUUUGUGAUUGUAUGUAAUGUAAUGUAAUUGGAGGCAAGAGCUGACCAUUAUUUUUAUUAAUAAUGUUUUGUAUCUUUGUAGACCUCAGAAUGAUUGUAGCAUUCUGCCUCUCCCUUAUUGUUCUACUUUUUAAAGAUGAAUAAGGCGGUACAACAGAAGCUGAUAAAGGAGGCUUGGCUUGUCAAAGUUAUCACUCUGUGUUAUCUAAGUCAUUAUUAUUGCCAUUUGUCUGUUUCUCAAGUGUUACAUAAAUAUGACGUUCAUGGGUUGUGAUUUAAUUUCUUGGCACAAAUUUCACAUUAAAACAGCAUAAAACUGGACAUUGAACAAUGCUGAAGAUAACGUUCAUGGACAUCCAAGUUAAUCAUAAUCCUGUUAUACUGUAUAAUAAGGUAUUGUUUGCUUCCCUACAAGGUACACGUGAAGCCAUUUGUUGGCUGAAAACCUAUAUACAGGGAUGCAAACUACUCGCUUUUCAGCUAUAGCCACCUUUUCUGAAGGUGAUUUGCCCAGGUUUGGUUACAUUUCUACGUUAGACACUUAAAAAAAAGACACCAUGGCCCCCACAGAGCCCCUCAAUGAACAUCGAGUCAGUCUGGGAUUACAUUGAGACAGAAGCAACUGAGACAUCAUAAACAGAAGAACUGUUGUGUGUGUUCUCUACAUUAGAUGCUUAAAAAAAGCUUUAAAUACAACAUAAAAAAGCUUACAAUACAACAAACAAAUCAAAUUAAAAUAUACAUCUGGGACACCUGCUAUGACUUUCUCACCUUUUUCACCUCUCAUGAGUUUGCA
Molecule: messenger RNA, 4754 nt
Organism: Myxocyprinus asiaticus (Chinese sucker)
Lineage: Eukaryota; Metazoa; Chordata; Actinopteri; Cypriniformes; Catostomidae
Product: contactin-2-like
Exons: 23
Coding region: 310-3426 (1038 amino acids)
Biological process (GO): cell-cell adhesion; brain development
Molecular function (GO): cell-cell adhesion mediator activity
Source: RefSeq, a predicted model, not a curated record